AGACCCAGAGAGCUUGAAGGAGGGCCCCUCUAGAGCUGAGAGAAGGGGGCGGGGCCUCCCAAAGGCGGUUCCUGAGGACUCCUGGGACCACAGCCCAGUUGCAGGGUGGCUAGAGGGAAGUGAGAGGCCAACUCAGCCUGGGCCCGGCCGGGAGAGACCCUCCGUCCCCCGCUCCCCGACCACUGACAGCCAUGGCUGCGGCCCAGCAGCUGCGGGCUGAGAGUGACUUCGAACAGCUUCCCGAUGAUGUCGCCAUCUCAGCCAACAUCGCCGACAUCGAGGAGAAGAGGGGCUUCACCAGCCACUUCGUUUUUGUCAUCGAGGUGAAAACGAAAGGGGGAUCCAAGUACUUGAUCUACCGCCGCUACCGCCAGUUCUACGCCUUGCAGAGCAAGCUGGAGGAGCGCUACGGGCCAGAGAAUAAGUCCAGCCCCUUCGUCUGCAGCCUGCCCACCCUCCCAGCCAAAGUCUACAUGGGUGUGAAGCAAGAGAUUGCUGAGAUGCGGAUACCUGCCCUCAACGCGUACAUGAAGCAGAGCCUGCUCAGCCUGCCCAUCUGGGUGCUGAUGGACGAGGACGUCCGGAUCUUCUUCUAUCAGUCGCCCUACGACUCCGAGCAGGUGCCCCAGGCGCUCCGCCGGCUGCGCCCACGCACCCGGAAGGUCAAGAGCGAGUCCCCACAAGGUGCGGGCUUAGACCGCUUGGCAGCUCCCAGAGCAGAGGCCCUGUUUGACUUCACUGGGAACAGCAAACUAGAGCUGAAUUUCAAAGCUGGAGACGUGAUCUUCCUUCUCAGUCGGAUCAACAAAGACUGGCUGGAGGGCACCGUCCGGGGCACCACAGGCAUCUUCCCACGGUCCUUCGUGAAGAUCCUCAAGGACUUCCCCGAGGAAGAUGACCCCACCAACUGGCUGCGCUGCUACUACUAUGAGGACACCAUCAGCACCAUCAAGGACAUCGCAGUGGAGGAAGACCUCAGCAGCACUCCACUGUACAAGGACCUGCUGGAGCUCAUGAGGCGGGAGUUCCAGAGGGAGGACAUCACCUUAAAUUACCGGGAUGCGGAUGGGGACCUGGUUCGGCUGCUCUCGGAUGAGGAUGUGAGGCUCAUGGUGAAGCAGGCCCGAACUCUGCCGUCCCGGAAUCAUCUCUUCCCCUGGAAGCUACACAUCACCCAGAAAGAUAACUACAUGGUCUACAACACCGUCCCCUGAGCUGAUGUGUCCCUGGGGCACUGAGGGGACACCUGAAACAACUUCCAUUUAAGAAAAAUUAAACAGACUUUGCCACGUCUGUUCACACAAAUCCAGUUGUUUGGCUUCUAACAUGUUGCCUGACCAGAUUCACGGAGGGAUCCAGCUGCUGCAAAGCUACUAGAGCCCAGAUAGGACACUCUCUUCAAAGAGGGGUGAGCCUCACAAGAGGCACUGGGUUCUCCAAUGACCUCCCUCUCUAGCCUCCCACCCAUGGCCAGAGCUGGAGCUAGAAUUCAUUUGGCCCCAUUUUGCGAUUGUUCUGGAAUGCAGAGGCAAUGCUGUUAGAAUACUGAGCCUUGGAGAGGCCGUGAGGUGGGAGGCUGGGGCUCCUGUGCAAAGUCAUGACCUUGGGGCUGAGGGGUGAGGUGAUUCUGAGACAGUAGCAUCUCUGGGUCCAAGCAGAAGCAGAAAAGAGUCCCCCCUGGAGUAAAGUGUCCCCAGUUUAGGAUGACAAGAGUCAUUCAGAUUAAGAUCAAGCAAAAGGUUUAUUGUUAAAAAUCAACAAAUCUCUGUGAGUGAGAAUAGACAGUGACAACAAACGAUGGCUUUGGAGUCCCAGGGACUAUGGAUUAUUGAACUACAUGACUAAAUUGUUUAAAGAAAUAAAGAAUAACAUCAUAACAAUGAACAAGCUAAAGAGA
This is a messenger RNA of Molossus molossus (Pallas's mastiff bat), 1897 nucleotides long. RefSeq names its product neutrophil cytosolic factor 4 (gene NCF4). Gene Ontology annotation, biological process: phagocytosis; superoxide anion generation; respiratory burst. Gene Ontology annotation, cellular component: NADPH oxidase complex. The record is from RefSeq and is a predicted model, not a curated record. The transcript has 10 exons. NCBI's taxonomy places the organism in Eukaryota, Metazoa, Chordata, Mammalia, Chiroptera, Molossidae. Bases 192 to 1214 code for a protein of 340 amino acids. Gene Ontology annotation, molecular function: superoxide-generating NADPH oxidase activator activity; phosphatidylinositol binding; protein binding.